CAAUUUUUACGUCCAAUUAUUAUGUAUGACAUACUAUCUAUUACUUAUUUCAAUGCAAUUGAAAACUAGCCUAGUUCAUAUUGAAGACAGGUUAUAUAGCCAUAGUUUCAUAAAUUUUGUUCAUACUAAACUCACUUUGGUAUUGUCAUUAUUUUACAAAUUCUAUAAUGAAGGCAUGGAAGGAUUCAGCCAGUUUAAUCGUAGCUGCUCGUCAAGGGUUAAAACAUAAUCGUUCGUUACCUCCUACAACUAUUCAUUAUGAUUACCGGUUGCUCUGUCUAAAACGUCAUCAAAAUUCAAGCUUCAUGCCAGGAACCUAUGUAUUCCCUGGAGGACUUACAGAAGCAGCCGAUGCUGAUUUAAAAUGGAAGAAACAGUUUGCAGCAUUUGGUUUCGAUGGUAACAGUUUCUCAUCGCUAUUUCCAGAGAAUCAAAAACGGCCACAGAUAUUUAAAGCUGAACUCAAUGAAUUACCCAGAGAAAUUUCUCUGCGUAUUACUGCAAUAAGAGAGACAUUUGAGGAAUGUGGAAUAUUACUGUGUAAGAGAUUAAAGAAGAAUAAUUCUACAUCCGAGUGGGCUGAAGUAAUUCCUAGGGCAGAAGUGCAAUCUUGGCAAAAUAAAGUGCAUAAUGAUGCAACAGAAUUCUACAAAUUAUGUGAGGGUUUACAGUGCUAUCCAGACCUAUGGGCCUUACACGAAUGGAAUAACUGGUUAACACCUACAUUUUACACAGGAAAGCGUUACAAUACUAUAUUCUUUUUAGCAUGUAUGCCUAUGCUACCUCAGACUAAAAUAGAAAGUACUGAAAUGGAAGACAUUACUUGGGACACACCAAAGAAUUUAAUUUCCUCAUCAAAAGUUCUACUAGGUCCGCCACAACAUUAUGAAAUUUCACGAAUAGCUAAUUUUGAAUGUCUAGAUAAUUUAUUAGAGUUUGCUGUAAGUCGUGCAAAAAUGGGGGUACGAUUGUAUCUACCAGUACGUGUUAAAUUAUCGGAUGGAACUGUUCACGUGCUACCAGGAGAUUCCAUGUAUCCUGAUUCAGUUAGUCUUAUGGAGAAACAAAUAAUUGAUCAUUCAAACAUGACAAUAUUGGAAUUCCGAAACGUUUCAUUAAUGAAGAAUCGACUGGAGUUUUAUGAUUUGGAAGUAAAAAAAAUAGUUGCAAAUCAUGACAGUGACGAUGGACACCUAACACCUGUGUGCUUAGACAAAAUUAACUUAAAAUUGGCAAAAAAAAAAUAAAACCAUUCUUUUAUCAUUCAUUUAUAUAAUCUUAUACAUUUUCAGAUGAAUAAAUUAUUAUAUUUGUGUAAA
Molecule: messenger RNA, 1319 nt
Organism: Cephus cinctus (wheat stem sawfly)
Lineage: Eukaryota; Metazoa; Arthropoda; Insecta; Hymenoptera; Cephidae
Product: nucleoside diphosphate-linked moiety X motif 19
Exons: 5
Coding region: 168-1247 (359 amino acids)
Cellular component (GO): mitochondrion
Molecular function (GO): hydrolase activity, acting on acid anhydrides, in phosphorus-containing anhydrides
Source: RefSeq, a predicted model, not a curated record